AGUCGAUUCACUGCUUGAUCCCAUCCAUCCUUGACAGCUCCGUUCGCUUCCAGUAUUCCGGUCAUCCUCCUCUCUCGGCAUUCCAGUGGGAUUCGUUCAACAUGGGCAAGAGUCAGAGUAAACUGUCACAGCAGGAGCUGGUAGAUUUGCAAAAGGCGACUUAUUUCGACAAGAAGGAAUUGCAACAAUGGUACAAGGGCUUCCUCAAGGAUUGUCCCAGCGGCACCCUCACCAAACCUGAAUUCCAGAAAAUCUACAAACAGUUCUUCCCCUUUGGCGACCCGUCAAGUUUCGCCGACUACGUCUUUAACGUGUUCGACGCCGACAAGAGCGGGUCCAUCGACUUCAAAGAAUUCAUCUGCGCGCUGUCCGUCACCUCCCGCGGCAAGAUGGAGGACAAGCUGGAAUGGGCCUUCCAACUCUACGAUAUCGACGGGGACGGCGCCAUCAGCUACGAGGAGAUGUUGGCGAUUGUCGAGGCGAUUUACAAAAUGGUCGGCUCGAUGGUGAAGCUGCCCGAGGACGAGGAUACGCCGGAGAAGCGAGUACGCAAGAUUUUCCGGAUGAUGGACAAGGAUGAGAAUGGUAGCCUGGACAUCAAUGAAUUUCGGGAAGGGAGCAAACGAGACGAGACCAUCGUAUCGGCGUUGUCGCUUUAUGAUGGGUUGGUAUGACAGAGGCUGAAAGGCUUGAGCGUAUCCUCUUGUUCCAGCGAUGAGACUUGAGGGUAUCGCUCGCCCGGAUGACACUCUACAACCCGAGAGGAAAUUCCAGAAACUCGACCAUUCGCACGAGACGACCGAUGUGUGGAAAGCUGGUAUAACAUAGCUCCGGACUUUGGCUUCUAUCUUGAGAAACAUGCUGGGACGCCUCUCAAAGCGAUCCCUGCAUAACGCGAUUCUGGCGAUUGUACAGAUGCUUGUCGACGAUGAUGAUGUUCAUGUGGAAUUAGACUAUGAGAACACAAAAAAAUGAUCAUAUGCGAAGAAGAAGAACACACUCCCUCCUCUUUUCUUCUUUUCUUCUCUCAUCAC
Molecule: messenger RNA, 1034 nt
Organism: Dissoconium aciculare CBS 342.82
Lineage: Eukaryota; Fungi; Ascomycota; Dothideomycetes; Mycosphaerellales; Dissoconiaceae
Product: neuronal calcium sensor 1
Exons: 4
Coding region: 102-674 (190 amino acids)
Cellular component (GO): membrane; cytosol; intracellular membrane-bounded organelle
Molecular function (GO): calcium ion binding
Source: RefSeq, a predicted model, not a curated record